Messenger RNA from Trematomus bernacchii (emerald rockcod), 1400 nucleotides. RefSeq names its product zinc transporter ZIP1-like. The record is from RefSeq and is a predicted model, not a curated record. Bases 1 to 1317 code for a protein of 438 amino acids. Gene Ontology annotation, biological process: zinc ion transmembrane transport. Lineage: Eukaryota; Metazoa; Chordata; Actinopteri; Perciformes; Nototheniidae. Gene Ontology annotation, cellular component: plasma membrane. The transcript is spliced from 6 exons. Gene Ontology annotation, molecular function: zinc ion transmembrane transporter activity.
AUGUCUGAGGAAAAGACUCUUACUCUGUCACUCGUUGCACCACUGCUCGCGCAGCUGUUGCAGGACACACAGGACAAAGUAGGCGACCCAGCGCUGGUCAGAGACAUCAAACGAAGCAUCAGUCAAGAUCUUAAGAAGAGAUAUGCCAGUCCAGUAGAGAAGAACACCCUCUACACAUCAUCAGCCCUUGACCCAAGGUUUAAAACCCUGCCGUUCCAGGAGAGACAGGAAACCUAUGCCAGAGUGGUUACUGAGGCUAUAACCCUUCAGGAAGAAAUGAGGCAGCAGACCAUGUCUGAGCCAGAAGCCCAGGAACAUCAGGAGGAACCUGGCUACACUGAAGAGGAUCCCGUACCCCCUGUCAUACCAGCCAAGAUGAGGAAAUGUCCGCUGUGGUGGGGGGGGGUCUCCUCCUCCGCCCUCAGGGCUCCUGGGGGGGCUCUGGUUCUCCUGCUCUCCGUCACGCUGCUGUCUGGAUUCAGCCCGCUGUGCAUCGCUCGGGGAGGGGGCUGCUGCAGCAUGGACCCACGUUUCCGGCGCAGGCUGCUCAGCCUGAUCAGCUGUUUUGCAGGAGGAGUGUUUUUGGCCACCUGUCUGCUGGAGCAGCUGCCGGACUACCUGCAGAGCAUCGAGGAGGCCUUCAGCAGCGCGGGGGUCACCCUUCAGUUCCCUCUGCCUGAGUUCAUCAUGGCGAUGGGUUUCUUCCUGGUUCUGGUUCUGGAGCAGGUCAUCCUGGCCUUUAAGGACCAGCCUCAGAUGAAUGAGUGUCACGCUCUGCUGCCGAACUCCAGCGUCAACUCCCACCGCCACGGCGCGUCAGAGGAGUCCGGCGGCAGCCUCUUCCACGUGGACCUGAGCGCGCAGUCGGCCCUGCGCUCCUUCGUCCUGGUCUUCUCGCUGUCGCUGCACUCCGUGUUGGAGGGGCUGGCCGUGGGCCUGCAGGAGAUCUACGUGGCAAGGCAAGUUCUGACUCUGGGGCUGAUGGUCCACAAGAGCAUCAUCUCCUUCAGCCUGGCCUGCACGCUGUCACGGGGCCGGCUGCAGCUCCCCCUGGUGGCCGGCUGCCUGCUGCUGUUUGCCGCCAUGUUGCCGCUGGGCCUCGGCCUGGGCUCGGCGCUCUCUGAGACGAAGGCGCCCCGGCAGCACCGGCUGGCCCGCUUCACGCUGCAGGGUCUGGCGGCGGGAAGUUUCCUCUACAUCACCUUCAUGGAGAUCCUGCCGCACGAGCUGGGCUCCGGAGGGAACCGCAUCCCCAGGGUGGCCUCGCUGCUGGCCGGCUUCGCCUUGGUCACCGCCGUGCUCUUCAUCAAACUGUAAUCAUCCCAGGGAGUUCAGCAGGAUAAUCUCCAUAUAUUAACACCACUUUAUUUCUGAAGUAAGAAGCUAACACGUCACCACCG